Messenger RNA from Tachyglossus aculeatus (Australian echidna), 4134 nucleotides. It is a transcript of the gene CRAMP1, whose product is annotated as cramped chromatin regulator homolog 1. Gene Ontology annotation, biological process: pattern specification process. Gene Ontology annotation, cellular component: nucleus. Bases 49 to 3963 code for a protein of 1304 amino acids. The transcript has 21 exons. The record is from RefSeq and is a predicted model, not a curated record. Lineage: Eukaryota; Metazoa; Chordata; Mammalia; Monotremata; Tachyglossidae. Gene Ontology annotation, molecular function: chromatin binding.
GGGACCCCCGGACCCUCCCAGGCUGCAGGCAAGCCUUGAUGAACGAGGAUGACAGUCAAGCUGGGAGAAGGCAGCGGCGCGGAGGAGGCGCUCAAACAGCCCGGCAAGAGGGCAGCCAACAACAACGAUGACGACGACUCCCCUUCAGGAGAAGAACAGGGGCCCGGGCGGGGGGCCGAGGAGGAUGCCGAGACCACCACCACCACCACUGCCACAGACAAGCAGGACAGCACCCCCAGCCCGACCCCUGCCCUCAGCAGCGCCCCGGCCUCGUCCUCCUCAUCGUCGUCGUCUUCGUCGUCAUGGUGCGGCGGCCCGCCGCAGGCCCCGGGCCCUCCUCAGGCCCCCGGCCCACCUCAGGCCCUGACCCCGGCCCCGCUGCUGCUGCAGCUGCAGGCCUCCUCCCAGGACCAGCAUCACUUCCUCAGGUCCAGCGUCAGGCCGCAGAGCAAGAGGUUCAGGAAGGACUCGGCCGGCGCCAACGCCGGCGCCAACGCCGGCCCGGGAGCGGGAGGCCCCGCGGGCCCCGGCGGCCCCGGCGGAGGAGGCUCCGCACCGAAGGGAAAAGGAGCGGAUAAUGGAGGGGCGUCGUCAGGCACGGGGGCGCCGGCCGUCCCCAGCAGCGGCCCGCCCGCGGCUGGCUCCAAAUCGGCCCCCAGGAACCCGGGCUCUUCGGCCGGCGAGAAGGAGGAAGGGAAGAAGGUCAGGCGGCAGUGGGAGUCCUGGAGCACCGAGGAUAAGAACACUUUCUUCGAGGGGCUUUAUGAGCACGGGAAAGACUUUGAAGCCAUUCAGAACAACAUCGCCCUGAAGUACAAGAAGAAAGGGAAGCCGGCCAGCAUGGUGAAAAACAAAGAGCAGGUGCGCCACUUCUACUACCGCACCUGGCACAAGAUCACCAAGUACAUCGACUUCGACAACGUGUUUUCCCGCGGGCUGAAGAAGUCAUCCCAGGAGCUGUAUGGGCUGAUCUGCUACGGGGAGCUGCGAAAGAAGAUCGGGGGGUGUAUGGACGAUAAGAACGCCACAAAGCUGAACGAACUUAUUCAGGUUGGGGCCACCACGGUGCGCUACAAAGGGCGAAAUCUGCGCAUUAAAGCCCCCAUGUGCCGGGCCCUGAAGAAACUCUGCGACCCAGACGGCCUGAGUGACGAGGAGGACCAGAAGCCAGUGCGUCUUCCCCUGAAGGUCCCCGUGGAGCUGCAGCCCCGAAACAACCACGCCUGGGCCCGGGUACAGAGCCUGGCCCAGAAUCCGCGACUCAGGAUGAUCGUGGAGCUGCAUCGGAAGGUCUCCAGCCUCAUCGAGUUUCUGAAGCAGAAGUGGGCCCUGCAGGAAGUGCGCAUUCGUAAGACCCUGGAGGAGCGGCAGAUCCAGGAGCCCGUGGGCGGAGAAGCCCCGCCAUCCCGAGAGAAGGCCACGCUGCAUCUCUUCCCUGGGGAGAACUGCACCCUGACCCCGCUGCCCGGGGUGGCGCGGGUGGUCCACUCCAAGGCCUUCUGCACCGUUCACUGGCAGGAGAGCGGCCGGUGCAAAGGGAACCCCAAGGACUCGCACCCGCUGCCCCCGGCCCAGAUCCUGGGCAUCCAGAGUGGCCAGGGGACUGCCAGGGGCCAGGUCAGGUGCCCCCGGGGAGCGGCCGAGGCCAAAGGCUGCGGGAGGGCCGAUGGCCCAGCCGAGACGGCAAGGACCCCCCAGCCCGACGCCUCCCAGAGCUCCGGGGAGAGCUCGCCGGAACGCGGGCCCCCCGACAAGCCGCCCCCCGACCUCCGAGACCCGGGAGGGAGCCGGGAGAGGACGAGUGUUGCGGGGGCCGAGGGGCGAGACGGUCCCCCCGGAGGGGACCCUGGCGGUGGCCCGGCCUGCGCCUGCAGCCGCAUCCCCGACCCGGAAGAGCUGUCGCUCCUGGACCCCUUCCCCCGCUACAUGAAGUCCUGCCAGGACCUGAUCGUCCCGGAGAGGUGCCUCUGCCCGGACCGGGCCCCGGGGCCGGGCCCCUCCUCCCCCGGGGACCCCCCCGAGGCUGGCGACCCCACGGAGGAGCCCUCGUCCACACCCCCACCUCAGGGACCGCCCGUGGCCCGGCCCCCGAAGGACGGCCCCGCUCGGCUGGCCCAGCAGGUCCGGGAGGAGGGCUGGAGCCUCCGCACCUCCGAGAGCCUGACCCUGGCCGAAGUCUACCUCAUGAUGGGCAAGCCGAACAAGCUGCAGCUGGAGUACGACUGGCUGGCCGUCCUCGGGCCGGACGGACCCGAUGCCCAGGGCCCCGGCCCCGCCCCCACGGUGCCCUCCUUCCCCAAGCAGCGCCUCCUCCGCUGCCUUCUCAAGCUCAUCUCCACGGAAGUCAACCCCAAACCGGCCCCGGAGGUGAGCACCGCAGCGACCGCGGCCUCCACGGCGUCGGCGAAGCCCACCCCGGAGGAGCAGACGCUGACCCCGCCGGGGAAGGUGAUGGCCGUCAGCACCCGGAGCCCACGCUGCGCCCGCAGCCAGUCCGCUCUCCGCAACAACAAAGCCUUUUCCCCCACCGCCGCCGCCGCCUCCGGCACCUCAGGUUUGAGAAACCCCCCCAGGCCUCUUCUGGUGGCCGGCCCAUCCAACUCCGGAAGCAGCGAUUCGGACGGCGGCCUGUUUGCCGUCCCGACCACCCUCCCCCCGAACAGCCGGCAUGGGAAACUCUUCUCUCCCAGCAAAGAAGCGGAGUUGACCUUCCGUCAGCACCUGGACACCAUCAGUAUGCAGUCCGACUUCUUCUUGCCAAAGCCCAGGAAGCUCCGGAAUCGGCACCUGCGGAAACCACUCGUGGUCCAGAGAACGCUGCUUCCCAGACCCUCUGGAAAUGCAUCCCACAACGUCUGCUCUUUCUCCAUCCUGUCCAACUCCUCCAUAACGGGAAGAGGCUCAUUUCGGCCCAUCCAGUCCUCUCUGACCAAAGCCGCUCUGUCUCGACCUAUCGUGCCCAAGGUUCUUCCAGCCCAGUCGGCGAAUCACCUGUCCAGCGCCAUCGACUUGGCAGCUAAGAGUGCCGGCAUCAUUCCCGGGAGCCCCCUCCCCGUGCUGGACGCCGAGGGCCUGCCGGCCAUGUCCCCGCUGACCCCGGACGAGGUGGCCUCCGCCGUCACGGGGCCGGACCUGGCCGGGACCCACCGGAACGGGCACCCCAUCUCCGCCGUGGAGGGGCCGAGCGGUGGAUGUCGCGUCCCGUUCAUCAGCCUGCCCCCUCGGCCGGAGCAAGGACCCGUGGCCGACGGCUUCCAGGACUCAUCCGUUCUCUCCCUGACGGAGCUGUCCAAGGCCCCUCUUCAGAACGGCCUGGCAACCCCUCCCCUGCCCACGUCCGAGGGCACCAGUACCCGCCUGUCUCCGCCCAACGUGUCUGCUCUGCUGGACAUCUCUCUUCCCGGCCCGCCCGAGGACGUGCUGUCUCAAGGCGAGCCGGCCACCCAGAUCAGCGACUCCAUCAUCGAGAUCGCCAUCAGCUCGGGCCAGUACGGCGAAGGCGUCUCCCUCUCUCCGGCGAAACUGAACGGCAGCGACAACUCCAAGAGCCUCCCGUCCCCGUCCAGCAGCCCGCGGCCCAACUGGAUCGCCUCUCCCAGCCACGAUCCCCAGUGGUACCCCAACGACUCCACGGACUCCUCCCUCAGCAGCCUGUUCUCGAGCUUCAUCUCCCCGGAGAAGGGCCGCAAGAUGCUUCCGGCCCCCGUGGCCACCGCCAGCAGCGCCUCGCUCCUGGGCCCCAGCCUACUGGACGGAAACUCCCGGGACUCCUUCGUCUCCCGCUCACUGGCCGACGUGGCGGAGGUGGUGGACUCCCAGCUGGCCUGCAUGAUGAACGAGAGCAGCAUCGACUACAUCUCCCGCUUCAACGACCUGGCCCAGGAGCUGUCCAUCCCCGAAUCCAGUCGCCGAGAGGUCCUCUUCGACGGGGGCGGCCCGCCGGCCGGGGACCUCUCCCAGUGACCCCGCCGGCCCCAGUGGAGAGAGCUUGCACCCUCCCCGCCCUCCCGCCGGCAGGUACCAGGCCUCCGUCCGUCCCCCCGCUCCCAGGGUAGAUGGCACCUUCGGCAGCGGGAAGCCCACUGCGUCGUGGAGUGGGCAAACUGCCGAACCCCAGAUGGCGUUUGGGCAGUG